Molecule: messenger RNA, 555 nt
Organism: Angiostrongylus costaricensis
Lineage: Eukaryota; Metazoa; Nematoda; Chromadorea; Rhabditida; Metastrongylidae
Source: the annotation of a GenBank genome assembly
AUGCCUCCGUCAACACUCGAGAUGGAGAAAACUCCGGAGCGUAUCCCGUAUUCUUCACCCAGCCCUCUUUCGUAUUGCUAUAAUGCCGUUCUCUCGCAACCGCGUUCAUUGAAAGUUUGCAAACCCUACAGUCGAGUAUAUCCACAUGGGUUUCCCGUGUCCAGACCACGUCAAGUGUCGAGGAAUGGAAUUCCAUUAGACAAUAUUGAGCGUACUUCCAUGAUCUAUACAUACGAUAAAGAACGAAGCUAUUUCGAACAAUGUUUCAAGGAGCUGCGCAUACUCGGAAGGGGGCUGUUUGGAGAGGCGCUGGAGGUGGAGUGUCGGGAGACCGGCAAACGCUACGCGGUGAAGCGGGCUCUGCACACCUUCGAAUCUGCUGGAAAUCGUCAGCAAAAACUGCGCGAGGCGACAAACCAUGAGGCUAUUACACCCCACGAAAACAUCGUCCGCUUCGAAAAAGCGUGGGAAGAAAGGCGAGUGUUUUCGUUCGUGUCUCAACGAUCGCGUAGUAUUCAUGCUAACACGGUUUGUUCUAUAUUGGUCGCCAACUAG